CCCUAAAGGAGAAAGGGUUUAGGGUUCUUGGGAUGAAGCGAGAGCGCGAGAAUGCGGUAGAGGCUGCGGGCUCGAGGAAGCGGUCGAAAUUCGCUUCUGUGGAUCGAUCGAGUGGCAAAGCGGUGGCUGUGAGCCAGAAUUGGAUGGAGCUGCGAUCAGUUGGUAAGCUGGGGAUUUGUGCGAAGAAGCGCAAGGAGAUUUCGAUCGCGUCAGAGAAGAAAGAAACCACGCUCCAAAAGCUCCCAGAGCCUUCCAGCACUGAUUCCAGCGUAACAAAGGUCCUUGCGAUGGAUUGCGAAAUGGUGGGAGUUGGAUUUGAGGGAAAGAAAAGCGUUCUUGCUAGAAUCAGCCUGGUGAAUGAGCAUGGGAACAUAGUGUACGAUGAAUAUGUGAAACCCAUGGAAUUUGUCACGGAUUUUCGCACUCACGUAAGCGGGAUUCGCUACAAAGAUAUAAAGAAUGGGAAAGCUUUUGCAACCGUGCAACAAGAAGUAUCCGACUUGUUAUCCGGGCGUAUACUAGUCGGGCACGCUUUACAUUAUGAUUUUAAGGUUCUCUUGUUGAACCAUCCGAAAGCUGAUACUCGGGAUACUAGUCUCUAUGCUCCAUUUCGCAGUGAGCAUGGGCGACCGAGAUCCCUCCAGCAUUUAGCUGCGCUGUUUCUCGACGCUAAAGUUCAAGAUGGCGCUCAUUCUUCGGUGGAGGAUGCCCGAAGUGCAAUGCUACUAUAUCAAAAGUUUAGAUCGGAAUGGGAGAAAAGCGUGUGGAAACGACACAAGAAAUCGGUUAAGCAGUAAGUUUCUUUCAGGCGAUAGAACUAUACACAGAGCUUUGUCCCGCAGGUGUCAAGAGGGAUGUAAAUCCCUUCCAUAGCCGGGAGCUAAACGAGCUCUCUCCCGGGAAAGAAUUGUUAAUACUGUCACCGGACAUUAGUUCCAGUGGAA
This is a messenger RNA of Selaginella moellendorffii, 944 nucleotides long. Its product is annotated as RNA exonuclease 4. The transcript has 10 exons. Gene Ontology annotation, biological process: rRNA processing. Bases 33 to 797 code for a protein of 254 amino acids. The record is from RefSeq and is a predicted model, not a curated record. Gene Ontology annotation, molecular function: nucleic acid binding; 3'-5' exonuclease activity. Gene Ontology annotation, cellular component: nucleus. Lineage: Eukaryota; Viridiplantae; Streptophyta; Lycopodiopsida; Selaginellales; Selaginellaceae.